AUGAAUAACAACAAUAAUAGGUAUUACUCUGAUGAUCCAAAUCAAUAACUUCAAUACAAUUAAUAAACUCCUAAUUAAUAAGAUCCUUUUAAUUAAAAUAGUAAAUAGCCAUAACAACUUGCCUAUCAAAUUGGAAAUGUUAAUCAUGCUGCAUUUAAUAAUCCUAUGGCAGUAAAUGAUUCUGAAUGUUCAGGUUUAGUAAGCUCUGCAGAUUCCGAUAUUAGAGCUGGAUUCAUUGUGAAAGUUUAUGCCAUUAUGAGUUUUUAACUUUCAAUCACGUUUCUGUUAAUUUUGGCAUCUUAUUAUUUCCAAAAUGUGAGAAAUGCCAUCAUCAAUACAUCAACAAUUCAAUACACACCAUUAACUAUAUUUUGCUUUGUAAUUGCCUUAGUCAUUGAAGUUGCUAUCUUUUGUUGCAGAAAAGUGGCGAGAAAAGUGCCUCUCAAUUACAUAUUACUUACUAUUUUUACUCUAUGCUUUAGUACUGUUGUGGCUGCACCUUGCAUCAUUUGCUUUGAAUUAUUAUCAAAUGGAGUUCAAUUAGUCAUUAUUGCUGCAUCAAUCACAGUGGCAAUUACUAUUAUGCUCACAAUAUAUGCAUGGCGUACAAAAACAGAUUAUUCAGCUGCAGGACAUUUCUGCUUUGUUUUAAGUAUGAGUGUUUUGAUUAUGUGCAUUAUUGGCUUAUUCGUUCGCAAUAUUUGGUUCCAUUUAUUCAUAUGUACCCUAUGCAUCAUCAUAUAUGGAGGCUAUAUCAUCUUUGAUACUUAACUUAUUAUUGGCAAUCAUUCUAAUUAUUUAACAAUUGAUGAUUAUAUUAUUGCAGCCAUGUUAUUAUACGUUGAUAUUGUUAUCUUGUUUUUGAGAAUACUCGAAAUUUUAAUGAUUAUUUUCGGAAAAACCUGA
Molecule: messenger RNA, 906 nt
Organism: Paramecium tetraurelia
Lineage: Eukaryota; Ciliophora; Oligohymenophorea; Peniculida; Parameciidae
Exons: 5
Cellular component (GO): membrane
Source: RefSeq, a predicted model, not a curated record